Messenger RNA from Corvus hawaiiensis (hawaiian crow), 1308 nucleotides. It is a transcript of the gene KRTCAP3, whose product is annotated as keratinocyte associated protein 3. The transcript has 5 exons. The coding region runs from base 30 to 719 and encodes 229 amino acids. Lineage: Eukaryota; Metazoa; Chordata; Aves; Passeriformes; Corvidae. The record is from RefSeq and is a predicted model, not a curated record.
UGGCGCUCGGCGGGGCGGCGGCGGCAGCCAUGGCCCGGGGGCAGCGGGGUCCGGGAGCGCUGGCGGAGCCGCGGCGGCUGAUGCGCACAGGACUGGGGCUAAUCGUGCUGGGCCACGGCAGCCUCGUGCUGGGCGCCAUCGUGCACGGCUCGGUCCUGCGGCAUGUGGCCGGCGCCCGCCGCGCUGUCACCCCCGAAUACGCGGCGGCCAACGUGGUGUCGGUGUGCUCGGGGCUGCUGAGCAUCGCGGCGGGCAUCGUCGCCAUCCUGGUGUCGCACAACCUGUCCCGGGCGGCCCUGCACUGGACCCUGCUGAGCGUAUCUCUGCUGAACUGCCUCCUGUCCACCGCGUGCAGUGUGGGGCUGGCGCUGGCCAUUGCCCUCACGGUGCACAGCCGGGGCACACACCUGGUCAGGGGCUGCAACAGCUCCGCGCUGCCCAUGGACGCCCGUUCAGCCAUUGCGACUAAUGACUGUCCCUUCAACACCACGCGCAUCUAUGACACAGCCCUGGCCCUCUGGUUCCCCUCCUUGCUGCUGGCAGCUGCAGAAGCUGUGCUGUCAGGCAGGUGCUGUUUGGUGGCUCUAGUCUUCCAGGGCAUCGGGCCCUGUGCACACAGCUAUGGCAAAGAGCAGCUGGCCAGGCCAAAUGCAGCAAUGGAGAAGCCGCCCCGUGAGAGGCAGCAGCUCCUGGCAGGACUUGCUCAGUCUCAUGCGUAGCUGGAGUGGUGAGCACACCACGUGGGCUGUGCUUGGGACGGGGAGAGCAGGCUCUGCCAUCAAGAGGGUCCAUGCCUACACUAGCCCCCCAAAACACCUCUUCCUAAGAACAUGGGCAGAGGAGUCAGCAUGAUGCUGGGCCCUGCAGCACAGCCUGGCACUGACACGUGCUCCUUCACUCCCAGGUGGUGCUGCAGGAGUGCUGUGAUCCAGCAAGGUGAUGUCACACCUUCUGCAGUGUUGGUGUGCAUAAGGUGGGCUGCAGGGGUGAGAGGUGUGCCUUCCCCCCUCCCCCCAGCUCCACCACCCCACCUGGGACGGACCCUGCAGGUCAGCAGGUGCUGUGGGCCCCAGAUGCUCUCCCAUCUUCUCCCCAAGCUGCCAGGCCCUUCCUGGUGUGCUGAAGGCUCUGUCGGUUUCUGUCAGCAGUGAUGGGGGUGGGCAGAGGUGCUGGGGCCCAAGUCCUGUUGUCAUUGCAGGCAUGUCAGCUGGCUGUGCCUGUGCUCAGACAUGUCAGGGAACAGAAGGGGAAGAAUCCCUGUGGUGUGGAUCUCUAGUUUUUUGAAUAAAUAAACUUUUCCUUUCCACA